AUGUUCUUGAGCACCAACUCCACAUCCUCAAAGAUCCAAGAUCUCUCAUGGUGUCAUCAUGUGGGUACUUGGUCUCCACAAAGUCCAUGGAGAAGAGAGCAUUGUAGUGCUCUUGGUACAUGGGGAGCUCAUCCUCCUCUUGCUCUUCCUCAGCCUCUUCCAUGGCUCAUCUUGGUUCCCUCUUGUCAUCUUCAUCAACCAAUUGGUUCACCUCUUCUCCUUCCUCUUCACUCUCAGUUUCCUCACUCCUUCCUUCAUUUGGAGAGCCAUUUCCCCCUCUUGAACAAGGUUCACUCCAAUCUCAAACUCCCCUUGCUCACUCUCACUACUUAUGGGAUCAUUCCUCUUCUUGGUUCUCCUUUCCUCCCUCAACUCUCACUCUCAGACUUCUUCAGAGUAGACAUAUCCCUGCAUCAGAUUCUUCCAUCUCUGAUCCUCUCUUCUCUCGGCUUCAUCUCCAAGCCUUCUCCUUGCAUCCUCUUCAUCUCCUUGCCUCUCCUUUCCUCUGUGAAGCUGCGGCUUCCCUCACUCUCAACAUCUUACUUGUUUCUUCUAAAGUUGGGUUCCUGA
This is a messenger RNA of Microthlaspi erraticum, 570 nucleotides long. NCBI's taxonomy places the organism in Eukaryota, Viridiplantae, Streptophyta, Magnoliopsida, Brassicales, Brassicaceae. The record is from the annotation of a GenBank genome assembly.